Messenger RNA from Rhincodon typus (whale shark), 601 nucleotides. It is a transcript of the gene anapc16, whose product is annotated as anaphase promoting complex subunit 16. The coding region runs from base 50 to 367 and encodes 105 amino acids. The transcript is spliced from 3 exons. The record is from RefSeq and is a predicted model, not a curated record. Gene Ontology annotation, biological process: protein ubiquitination. Gene Ontology annotation, cellular component: kinetochore; cytosol; anaphase-promoting complex. Lineage: Eukaryota; Metazoa; Chordata; Chondrichthyes; Orectolobiformes; Rhincodontidae.
ACUAUGUCGCGAGGGAAGGAAGCCGUUCCGGUUUACGGCAGUGUCUAUCAUGGCCACCUCGGCGGCAUCGUCGUCCUCGUCCUCGGCGGCGGGCGGUUUCGGCGGAGUGUCCGAGCUGACUCCACCGCGGAAAGUGCUUUUCACCUCGCCCAAAGGGGCCGGAGAGCUGCUGGAAGAUGCAACGGAGAGGUUCCUGUGUGAAGCGGUUUUCAGCUAUCAGGUGGCUCACACAUUGAGGCAGGUCAAACGAGAGCAACAGUGUUCCCGAAUGGAAAAACUAGCCAGUUUGGUCGAGGAAUUAGAGGCGGAUGAAUGGCGCUACAAACCAAUCGAACAACUGCUGGGUUUCACUCCUUCUUCUGGAUGAGAUGACAGACUGGAUUUCUUUCACCAAUUCAAAAGCCUUUACGCUCUUUGCCAAAUUGUAACUGGGAGAUUAAACACAAUUAUUUUUCUUUGUAAAAAUGUGUGCUAGUGAGUGUUUAAAUACUGUUUUAAAUGUACAUAACAGACAUGGGCAUUAUAUUGGUGUCAUUUAAGACUUUUUAAAAUGAUGUAUAGAUCUGUGAGCUGAACUGUUAAUAAAUUGACAUUUUAUAAA